CAACCUCCGUUAAGGUUGACGAAGUUAGUGGAAUCGCGGGCACGUUUGCUUCGGGGACUGGACGUAGGCAUUAGGCCGAACCAAUAUACAUUGUGUGUUGCUCCUCUUCUUUUUUGUGCUCUUGUGGUUGAUAUAAUCCUUCGAAUUCUUGUUUAAUCUUCCAAGAGUUUUGAUUUUUUGAAGAACACCUCUAUUCACACCCCCUCUAGAGGUGCGUAAGUUGUUCAACAAUUGGUAUCAGAGCAAGGCUGCAUUUCCAAAGCUUUACCGCCGGAAAUCUAGAUCAUGACCGGAAGAACAUUUCAAGCCGGUGUAUCCGAAGGACAAUCUACUACACGUCCUCCAUUCUUUGAUGGUACAAAAUAUGCAUAUUGGAAGGAAAGAAUGAGGAUAUUUAUACAAUCAAAUGACUUCGACUCGUGGAUGGUAAUCAAGCAUGGAAACACUACUCCUGCAAAUAUUGUUGAUGGAAUUCGUGUUCCCAAGUUGGAAUCCGAAUAUGAUGAUCAAGACAAGAAGAACAUCAUGCAAAAUGCCAAAGCCAUCAACUAUCUUUAUUGUGCGGUCAACCCUGAUGAUUAUAGGAAGAUAUCAAGAUGCAAAUCCGCCAAUGAGAUGUGGACUAAACUCGAAGUUACUUAUGAAGGUACAUCUCAAGUUAAAGAUGCUAAAGUUGAUAUCUUAUUGCAUGAAUAUGAAUUAUUCUCAAUGAAGGAGAAUGAAAGCAUUGAUAGUUAUUUUGAGAGAUUCUCUACAAUCAUCAACAAUCUUGACACGCAAGGAAAGUAUUACACCGAUCAUGAGCUUGUCCGGAAAAUUCUACGUUACAAAAGGAGGAAAUCUAUAGCAUUGAAAGCCACCAAGGAAGUUGUAGAGGAAAAUGAAGAAGAUGAUGAUGAAUCACUUAAUUCAGAAGAUAAUCCCGAACUUGCUCUUGUCAUCAAACGCUUCAACAAGUUUAUAAAGAAAAGCUUCAAGCCAAGGAGAGACAAUGGCAAGAAAGCUACACCACCUAAAUGUUAUGAAUGUGGUGAGAUAGGGCACAUCAAGCCUUAUUGUCCUAAGUUGAAGCAAGGGAAGGAUAAGAAGUUCAAGAAGAAGCAAAAAGCAUACAUCUCAUGGGAGAAUGACCAUUCAUCUUCCGAAACAAGUGAUGAGGACGAAGAAAUACCAAAUCUUUGUCUAAUGGCUACCGAGGAAGAGGUAUCUUCUAAUUCUUUUUCAACUCCCUUAUCAUCUUCAAGUGAUUGCUUUUCAUUGGAUGAUUUACAUAGUGCAUUUAGUGAUCUCUAUGGUUCACUUGAGAAAAUGAAUCUUGAAGAAGGUGAAUCUAGUAAGACAAAAUCUGAAAAACAAGAAGAUGUUGGAGAAAAAGUUGAGGACAAAAAGGAUGAGCAUAUUGCAAAUGAGUUACCACCCGAAUGGAGAACUUCAAGAUAUCAUCCUUUAGACAACGUGAUUGGUGAAAUCUCCAAAGGGGCUGAAAUCUCUACUGCAAAGGUUUCUACAAAUUUUCGGUACACUUUUGAUGAAAGGCUAUGUUGGGAAGAAAUGGGUUUUCAACCUCAGCUCAAUGAUUCGGGCAGGCCAAUGGUUAGUGGGAUGCAGCCCCCUCAACGCUUGCUUCAGUACAUUUCUUCUUACAUCUUGCGGGGUCGAGUUGGAAAUCAUCCCCAAAUGAGCAAAGACGAUUCUAUGCUCAUUUAUGCAAUUCUUAAACCUGUCAAAGUCAAUUGGGGUAAGUACAUUAUGAGUUAUAUGGAUCAUUGUCGUGCCAGCGCGAGAGCUCUACCCUAUCCCAUUCUUCUUACAUUCUUGUUGAAGAAAAAGGGAUUUGUUUUUGCCAAUGAGGAUAUGACACCUGAGACACCGUUUUGGAGGAUCAAACGAGAAACUGUGAUGCGGGCUAUGCAUGAUACAAAUGACGAGAAUCAUGCGAGUUCUGGGCCAUCCGAACGCCAGUUUGCCUUGUCUAGUGUAAAGGUGAAUGGUCUCUACAAUGGUGCACCGUCAAUCAUUUUUUCAGCAGCGGAAGAAGAGGUUCUGGCCGGAAAGUUCAGCAGAACCCUCAUCGGAAGGAGCAAAGAAAGGAUCUCACUCUCAGCUUUGGAAGACUUCCUGAUCAGAGGUGGCUUCAAAGAGUUCAAACUGCGGCGACCGGGUAACUUCGAGGUCCUGUUCAUAUUCAUACAGGAAGAUAACUACCAGAGGUGGUUCUACAGGAGAAGAUGGAACAUCCAGGGAAUUCUUAUCACCAUUUGCAAAUGGUCCCCAAAUCAUUCCCCCAAUCAUGACAACCCUAUUUUUCCGGUUUGGGUUGAGGUCUCCCAUGUUCCGGUCCACCUCAAUGAUCAUAGAGCUCUCUUCACCAUUGCAUCCUCCUUUGGUCGUCCUAUCAAACUGGAUGCCAAAACGGUCAUUGGAGCUACGCCAGAGAGGGGUUAUUACGGCCCGCCUUCUUUCUACCAAUCACCCAACCACCCUCCGUUUCAAACCCAUCCACCUUAUCACCCACAUCAGAACCCAUAUGAUGAUGACUACCAAGUCAACAAUGGGUCUGACUACUAUCCCUACCAUGAGGAACCACCAUAUGAUACCCCAUCUAGGAAUUUUAGAUAUUCUCCAUACCAAGACUUUGAUGGGGAUGAUUAUUAUGAACCUCAUGGUGAUCACAAUGACUAUGACCAGAAUGGGCCUAUGUACGAAGACCGACCUGAUCCGCUCGUCGAAGAAAUAAUAAGAUUAGAACAGAAAAUCUUCCAUUUCGAUGAAGUUUUAUUCGCUGAAGGAUCCUGGUACGAACCACCCUACUCCCGUGACUACACUCUGUUUGCUGAAGAACAAAUUGAAGCAAACAAGGUUGCAAUUCGAGAAAGAGCAAAACUUCUUGAAUCAGUCCGGAAGGAAAAGGAGUUCGAAAGGAGAUUAUGUGAAGGAUCAACGUUGAUGCAAAAAAUGCUAGACGACUUUCAAAGAGAGAGACUAGAAGUUGAGGCAAAAGCCGAUAAAUUAGUCAAUGAUCUCUGUAAGGCUGUUGAACUUAAACGCUCCCUCCAAUCUCAAGAUCAAAUGAGGGAGAUUAAUGUUCAAAAAGAGGCUCUAGAACCUAAGACCAACCCUGAACCCAUCAACCAACAGGUUCCAGUUCUAGAAGAUUCACCUAGUCCCAAACAAUCACAGAAACCCGAGAGCAUAACAACUCUCUCUAGGGCUACUGUGGUGAUGUUACCUAAAUCCCUUCCUAGCCAAGUCCCUGCCAACAUAGUCGUACAUGAGGUGGAACCAACUGAGGGACCUGACUCAGAACCAUCUAUGGUUAUUCAAGAAGAAGAGAAGGAGGAGGAAGUUUUGCCUAUGGCAAUAAACGACCAUCUCCUUAAUUGUGUUGAAGACACACCUGUUCUGGAGGAAAUAGAGCCCACUACAUUUUCCCAAGAUUCUAAUGCCCAAGAGUUCGAGGAGGAAUCUAUAGAUGAGGAAAUACUUUGCACUGAUGAACCAAUUCCAUCUAUAGAAACCUGUGCAAAUAAUGCCUCAUCAGCAGAUUCAGACCAAACUUUAUUUGACUCCUUACCUGACAAGUGUAACCUUAUUUUCCCGGAGAAUAGUUGGAGCCAAAGGAGUUGGGAUGAACUUCUGGUAAGUGGUAUUAAGGACUCUUCCAUGGGGGAAAUCACAGUCAUAAUCAUUGAACCACAAAUUGAUAGUCAGCCCAUUGAAUACAAGGAAGAAAUCAAUCUUCCUAAGAAGGCCAAUGAUGUGGAUCAACUAAGGAGACAUCCGCCACCACCCACCUAUCUAGAGUCUCCUCCUUUUAUCAUGUUGCCACCAAGCUACAGGAAUGAGUCAAGGAUCCUGGACCUUGACCGAGGAAAAAUUCAAACAGGGUGGCAUCAGAAGAGAGUCAGAAGGGCCAAACUUUAUGACUCUCGUAUCGGAAAGUCACGGAAAAAGUGGAUACCUCAUCGUCCUUCUUACCCUACUGUGGACCGCAAUGAGGUCCAACUGAUUGAUGCUGCUUCUAGGACGAGGUUCGAUGAGUGGGGACACUCGCGAGUGCUACACGAGUCGAUGACUCAUACCUUGAUCACUGCUGAUACUACAUUUGCCUUCACUCUUGCGGGCCGGUCAUUCCAGUUGACAGUGAGAGAGAUGGUUGUUCGUCUCGGGCUCUACACCCAGGAGGAGACCGAGCAGCCUGAGUUCUACGACGAUCCCUUUUGUCUUCCCGCAGAUUUUGACGCGGUAGCUUUCUGGAGGGAGCACUCAUCUGAUGACAAGGAGUUCAUCAACAAGAAGAGUAAAGCGCGAUACUGGAUUUGGCCCAGCUGGAGGAUCCUAUCUUUUGUUCUUUCGACGUCCUUCUUUGGGAGGCCGUCGAACACUGAUAGGGUCUACAAGGAGGAUAUGUUUGUUUUCUGGAGCUUGCACGACCGCGAGUCGGUGAACGUGGCGGUGUACCUCGCCAGAUUCUUAUACUCCCAGUCCUACGGGUGUAAGAUAUGUACUAAUAUCACUCUUAUUCCCGAAGUGGAGGGAGCUAGAGAAAUUGGUGACUACAGACCUAUUGCUCUAUCUACCUUUUUUAGUAAGAUGUUGUCCAUGAUUGUGGCUAACAGACUUGGCCCUAUGCUGAAUAAAAUAAUCUCUCCUGAGCAUGCUGGUUUUCAAAAAGGGAAAGGUAUUGAGGAGCAUAUCCUCCUAACCAAUGAAUUGAUGCACAAACUAGACUCUAAGGUUAGGGGAGGUAAUGUUAUGAUUAAGCUGGACAUGGCCAAAGCCUUUGACAAGAUCUCUUGGAACUACCUUCAGGCCAUCCUUCAAGCUUUUGGGUUUAAUGAACAAAGCAUCUCUCUCCUUCUCCAAAACUUAAGGGCAACUUACAUGUCUGUUUUGGUGAAUGGGAAACCCAAUGGGUUCUUUAAAAUCAAGAGGGGAGUCAAGCAAGGUGAUCCUCUUUCCCCUCUCUUGUUUAUCAUAGGAUCUGAGGGUUUUGCAAGGAGCUUAAAUCAUGCCAUCAAUUCUGGAUACAUCUCCCCUUACAAGGUGGGAAAGAAUAGAGUGGUAUCCCAUCUUGCUUUUGUAGAUGAUCUUAUUAUCUUUCUUAAGGGAGACCUUGGGAAUAUCCUAAGAUUUAGACACCUUCUGGAUAGCUAUCUUAAGGCUUCAGGACAAGAGGUUAAUAAAAAGAAAAGCAGGAUAUUCUGCAAGAAAGGGAGCAGAUGCUUAUAUACUAGCAAGAUGAAAGAUACUUUAGGGUUCAAGGUGGGAAACCCUCCUUUCAAAUACUUGGGUUCUACUAUCACUCAGGGUAAACUAAAAAAAGACUCACUGUGAUCACAUUCUUCACCAUUUUGAUGCUUAUAUCAACAAUUGGUAUAGUUCUACGCUAUCAACUUGUAAUAGAUUACGGUUUCUAUGAAUUUUAAAAACAGUUCUACGCUAUAUAAAUAUACUCCUGAUAGAAGAGAGUCUUCUAUUCUUAUAAUAAACAACUAUGCAAAAAAACCGUAUGAAACAUACAACUAACAAUAGAUUACUAUUUCUUAUAAGUUUAAAAACAGUUAUAAACUAAAAAAACGAGACUACUGUUAAGAAAUAGUAGUCUUAACU
Molecule: messenger RNA, 5613 nt
Organism: Cuscuta campestris
Lineage: Eukaryota; Viridiplantae; Streptophyta; Magnoliopsida; Solanales; Convolvulaceae
Source: the annotation of a GenBank genome assembly